CCCAGCAACCUGCACCUCCCUCUCUGCUGGGUCCUGCCUGGGCAGGAGGAGCUGUCUGCACCCACUGCUGCUCCCUCUGACAGGACUAAUGAGAGGGAAGCAGAGACUGUGACUAUAGACACCACGUCUUCACGUGAGAGAAGUGAAGAAAGGCAGCAGUGAAGAUGAAAAGCAACUGGAAAAUUACAGCUUUCUUUUACGUGUGGAGUUUUCUGUGGUCUUUCAUCUCAGCCACCAUCCAGCACCAAUCCAGAUUACCAGUCAUUCUGGGUGCCAGUCAGAGAAUUGAUCUUUGCCCAACAAUCAGGAUUGGCCAGGAUGAUUUACCAGGCUUUGACCUGAUUUCUCAGUUCCAAAUAGAAAAAGCUGCUUCUCAAGGAAUUAUCCAGAGAGUGGUGGGCUCCACGUCUCUACAAGUGGCUUAUAAAUUGGGACCCAAUGUAGACUUUAGGAUCCCAACCAG
Molecule: messenger RNA, 463 nt
Organism: Antrostomus carolinensis (chuck-will's-widow)
Lineage: Eukaryota; Metazoa; Chordata; Aves; Caprimulgiformes; Caprimulgidae
Product: collagen alpha-1(IX) chain-like
Exons: 4
Source: RefSeq, a predicted model, not a curated record